AUGGCACUUUUCCAUGCCCGCCGGCCACCAUUCUCGGCGCUCCGUCAACCAGCGACUGUCGCAGUGGCCAAUCCGGCGUACGACGCCUGGGUUAAACAGGAUCAGACCAUCGUGUCUCUCCUGGUCUCGUCCAUGGCGGAUGAAGUUCUUCAUCUUGCACUCGGCCGGGAUACGUCGGCUGCUAUAUGGACCUCCAUCACCGGCGCUCUUGGGUCCUCCAGUCAGGCUCGGUGUCUCACACUGUUAAGCCAAAUUCAGAUGUUGCGCCAAGGCAACGCCACAACCGCAGAUUACCUUGGGAGAGCCGGCAUCCUAGUCGAAGCUCUCAUUCAGGCCAGUCGCCCGCCCACGCUGAUGGAGCAGAAUUUAUAUGUAAUCAGGGGCCUGCGACCGGAGCUGAAGGCUCUCGCCACGUCCUUAACGGCAACCGGGGCGGCGUUAACACUGACGCACCUCUCUGAUUUCUUACAGGCGCACGAAUUUAUUCUGGUGGACGAUUAUCCAUCGCUCGACACCGGCGUCGCCCACACUGCCAUGUACGCCAGAACCGGCUGGGGAUCGCAUGGUGGUGGCAGGCAGCAGCAGUCCUCGCAGCAGCAACGGGGUGGAUGGCCAGGCUGUGGUGGCCAACAUCGCGGAGGCCGUGGUGGUCGCGGAACGCCCAGGUGCCAAAUCUGCCGCUCACACGGCCAUUCGGCAAUCUACUGCUACAAAAGGUAUACGACUCAACCACCGCAGCCUCAAGCGCAUGUUGCCACGUCCGGUGAAGCUCCGGCGCCUCCAUCCACUGUUCCGGGUGAUGGGUGGUACCCAGACACCGGGGCCACCGCCCACGCAACUCCAGACCCGAGCAUGUUAAGCCAAUCAGAUGAGUAUGGCGGAUCAGACGUUCUCAGAGUGGGUAAUGGGGCAGGUUUGUCUAUUUCGCGAAUUGGUCGUGCAACUAUCCCAUCCUUGUCUAAACCUUUUUGUUUGAAUAAUAUUCUGCAUGUACCCAUUCUUUCUGUCCCGUUACUGUCUGUCAAUAAAUUUGCAAUUGACAAUAACGUGUUUUUUGAGUUUCAUGCCAAUUACUUUACUGUGAAGGAUUCCACAACCAACACAAUUCUUCUUAAAGGGCCAACAGCGGGCGGACUGUAUAAACUCCCGGUGUCAAGACAAAAUUUCGCGUUCGUCAGUUCCCGGGCUACUCCCACCACUUGGCACCGCAGGCUAUGA
Ipomoea nil (Japanese morning glory) is the source of this 1218-nucleotide messenger RNA. RefSeq lists its product as uncharacterized. The record is from RefSeq and is a predicted model, not a curated record. Lineage: Eukaryota; Viridiplantae; Streptophyta; Magnoliopsida; Solanales; Convolvulaceae. The coding region runs from base 1 to 1218 and encodes 405 amino acids. The transcript has a single exon.